This is a messenger RNA of Argiope bruennichi, 1994 nucleotides long. RefSeq lists its product as uncharacterized. The transcript is spliced from 2 exons. Lineage: Eukaryota; Metazoa; Arthropoda; Arachnida; Araneae; Araneidae. The record is from RefSeq and is a predicted model, not a curated record. The coding region runs from base 231 to 1886 and encodes 551 amino acids.
UCCAUCGGUUCAGAUGUGAAAGAAGUGCGUCUGCUGUCAUAUUCGAUUUUUACAAUUUAUAAACGGUUUAAUUUUUAUCGAUAAUUGUUCAAUAGUUUCACAAUACCAAAUUAUUUCUGGCUAGAGUGAAAAAACAGUGGCUUGUAUUUCGAAUCUACAAAGAUCCGACCUUGAAAAUGAAAUAGAAUCUCCAUACUGCUAGAGAGGUAGAGAGACAUUGCAGCGAACAGAUGGAAGAGAUAGAAGAUUUUGAGGAAUUUUAUUACGAAAACGAGGACUAUAUGAAGCCUCCCCAAAAGUUGGAAGAUCUGAUGAAUCAAGAAAAACAUAAUAUUAAAACUAAGGUUAUUGACGUGGGAGAUAACUGUAUAGAAAUUAUACGAUUUCCUGAUCUGCCAGAAAUAGCGAUGGGGUUUGAUCUUAACAGCCUGCACUUGAUGUCGCUUCAAGAUCUUGCUAUGAGAAGAUUGGCUGUACAGUUGUGCUGUCACCGCAAAAUGCUUGCGUAUACUGUGAAAAAAGAUUCAGAGACGCGACGUCAAAAGGAACACGAAAUAAGGAUGUACGGUUUGUUAAAAAAUCUUCUACCUGAAGUUCCGCUUCCACCAUCCAUGAAACACGAGUUAUUCAGUUUAAUGAAAUCUGUUUCCAGAGAAAUUAUAAAAUGGUUGGACCUCCAUGAAAAUUAUUUAGGUCCGUGCAACCUAAACGAAAUGGAGAAUUUGGUACAACUGUGCUGGACUAGCUUGGGGAAUGUGGAUUAUCGGGAAACAGUCGCAGCACUCAUUCGCCAAGAAAAGCUGGACGUGACACAACGUUACAAUCUCGCUUGCCUGUAUUGCUUGGAAGAGGACAUCAGAGAGCUUUGGCGAAAGAUGCCCGAAAAAAGCAAAAACUCCUAUUAUGAUGCCAACCCUGCGAAUAUCAAGCAACCAGAUUUAGUUAUUAUUUGGACUUUUAUCUUAAAAGGAAAAAUAGAUAACUUUCUUAGAUACCUUGAAGAAAAAGGAAAUUCCCACCCCUCCAUUAAUCACUUUGGGUUCGAAAGUGCUGCAACCGGCGGUUACAGAACGGCUGCUCAGUACUUUUAUGAAAAGUUAACGUUCGAAGAAAGAGAAAAAGUAUUGAUGAAAACCGCCAUGUCUGUAGCAAGCCUACGUUCAAAUGAUUAUUACUUUUACAUGGAGGAACGCCAACAAUUAGGUGACGUUUUGUUCUAUUUGAUGUCCGUGAUGCAGCCGUACGAGCAGAAGAUCUUGCUUUGGUACUACCCUUGUGAGACCUUGAAGUGCGUGCUGGAUUGGCCCAGGCAAGAUGCCUUUAUCGAACUUGCAAAAUCCGCAUAUCCUUUCCUUUCAUUACACGCUUACAUCCGGGUGCUUUUCAAUCUGUCCCGAAACAAUUCCUCGGGAUAUAAUUAUUCGAAAUUAUUUCAAGAAUUUUUUAUGCUCGGUCCCUUUGAUUUCAAUUUGGAGAUGACAUACUACAAAUAUAUUUUGCUAGAUUUUUUUCAAAGUUACGACAUGGAAACUGUCAAAUUUAUUUUGAAACAUCUGGAAGCUCAGGGAAUAAUUGAUCCUAUUUUGGAUUCCACAAGCAGUUUCACUCACUACGAACUAUGCAAACCGUGUGAAUGGGAUUUGAUGAAAUUUUUCAUCGAAGAGGUCAAACUCUAUGAAUCAGAGAGACGGAGAAAUGCGAAAUUAUUGAGUGAAAGUCGGAGAUUACAUCCGGAGAAGAAAGAAAACCAGCGUCUCAUAGAUGUCAAGAAUAACUCUGAUCUUGAGAUUCAAGAAAAAGAAAUAAAUGAACCGAUGGCUGUAAAAAAGCUUUUAAUGCCUUUAAAAGCAGUGUACGAUAAUUUUAUUAAUUUUCUUUUUCAAUAAGUACCAUUCAUGCCUAUUUUGUAAAUUAUAAAUUGUAUCAUUGUUGUGUGACAUGGCAACGCAAAUUCUUUACAUUUUAAUGCGGCGAUUUUUAAAACUGUUUACAUA